Chara braunii is the source of this 1335-nucleotide messenger RNA. NCBI's taxonomy places the organism in Eukaryota, Viridiplantae, Streptophyta, Charophyceae, Charales, Characeae. The record is from the annotation of a GenBank genome assembly.
UCGUCGUCCUGAUUGUCGUCUUCCUCCACGUGUGUUUUUCGUGGCGGCAGUGGAAACAACAACGCAAGAGGAGGGCUUCGACGAGAUGGGCGGCAGGCGAACGUCUAAUGGCGGGCAUGCAGGCACGACCGGCUGCUGCGGUCAGGGAGGAGUUCGAUCUUCUGCAGUGGAGCCUCGAAGGCGGUACGACCCGUCCAUGUACACCCAUCUGGAGUCGUGGGACACGCCAUUGCCCCCGUCGGACGAGGAGCCGGAGAAGGAAAAACUUUCGACGUUGCCUUUGAGACUCGCUAGUGGCUCGACUCAGUUGUGGUUGCGGACGGUGCGAGCAGACAGGUCGGAUCCCGACAAAGGGGGCGAGUUCACAUCAUUGUUGCGUCAAGGCUUGCGGGACGACGACGGCGGAGGAGUUGAUCUGAGGUUCGGGUUAUGUUCUGGCGGCGGCAGGGAGGCGAGCCGUACGUUCAUCAUCGACGGAGAUCGUUCGGCACGUGGCAUUAAGCAUGGUGGACGUCUGCAUACGGAGCAGUCCACACCUCGUCGCGCUGCACCCGUGACUGGCGCGGUCGGGCCAUCGCCAGCGGGACGGCAGCAUGGAUCGACUGCUCCGUCCGUCGAUCGAUUGACACCGACCUGGCCCGCACCCCCCGGGGUGGCAGCAGGGCUCCUGCGCAUGGGCGGUGCACGUUCGUUGAUGUCUGCGUGCACAACACCGAUCGAAUCCGGAGUGAGGGACGCAGGAACGUGCAGAGCGCCGGUACGUCCACGACCCACUGUGGAGAACAUAACACGUGGAGUGUCGAGCAUGCGGACACACAGCGAUGGAGGCGAAGACGACGUUGGAAUCGGUGACGACACAGGCGAAGGGAUGAGGGAAGACAUGGAAGCCGGGGACGACGACGACGACUUUCCAAUUCGGCCUUCAGGGAAGACGGCUGGGAGGGGGAGAGGACGCGGCAGAGGUGGUGUACGUGGUCGAUCCGUUGGUCGUGGAGGCAGAGGUGGCGUAAGUGACGACGCCAGGAAGUCUCCGACGUACUGGUCUACAAAAGACCAAAUGCUCCUGGUGCGAUGCAAGCGGGAGCAAGAUAUGCACCUCGUUGGCUUGUCUUACAAUUACGGGCGGAUGAAGACGAAAGAGUGGAAGUGGGAGGACAUGUCGAAGCGGAUGGCGAAUGCGGGGAGGCCGAAGGACACUGACGACUGCAUGAAGAAGUGGGAUAAUCUGUUCCAGAACUACAAGAAAAUUUAGAGGUUUCAGAAUGUCAGCGGGCGGCCAGAUUUUUUCAGGCUGACGAACGAAGAGAGGAAGGAGCACAACUUCAAGUUCCGAAU